Molecule: messenger RNA, 6094 nt
Organism: Onthophagus taurus
Lineage: Eukaryota; Metazoa; Arthropoda; Insecta; Coleoptera; Scarabaeidae
Biological process (GO): activation of GTPase activity; regulation of autophagosome maturation
Cellular component (GO): autophagosome
Molecular function (GO): GTPase activator activity
Source: RefSeq, a predicted model, not a curated record
GCCAUUUGACAUUUAAUCAACAUUGUGAAGUGUCAAAUUGCUAAAGAAUGUUUUAUUUAUAAAAGUUUAAAAUUAAUCCGAUGAUGUUGAAUGAAAGUGCAACGACACAAGCCGUUUAAAAGUAGUUAUGUAUUCGCAAACCACAUCCGCAAUUGAUUUCCUGGUUGGAUAAAAACUUUAAUAAUUUUGUUUUUAUUAAUAUUUUAUUAGAAAUGUCUGCAACGUUUGGCUACAGUCGAGAAGCUGUUCGAGUUAAAGUAAAGAAAUGUGAAGGAUCCCUGCAACCUGAAUUUAGAAAAUUUAGUGUAGAUCCUCAAAUAACAUCUUUCGAAGUUUUACAAAGUAUUUUAGCUAAAGCGUUUGAUUUAAAAGGGGAAUUUGCAAUUAGUUAUAAGGCUCAAGAUGUUAACUGCUGUGAGACUUACAUGCCAUUACUUACCGAUUGGGAAUUGGAAUCAGCAUUUAUAAAAGCUCACAAUUCUUCUAUGGUGACUGCCACCGAACCUUGCUUAUGCUUACGAGUCGACUUAAAAUCUUUCGAGGAAUGUCCUGAUGAAUGGGAAGUUAAAACACCAAUUAUUACUCAAAUAAGAUUACAAGAAAAUAAAACUGCACCAAGAUUACAUGGAAUAUUUAAUCAAGUGGGAAAAACCUUAAAUAUGGUACAAAGAGCUUUUAAUUUUGGGGAAGAUGGCAACAUUUCCAUUCAACCAACAAGACCACCACUUUCCGACGCUGAAUUUCGUAAGUUUUUGGACCCUUUGGGACAAAUUGUUCAUAUCAAAGAAUUAAGAUCGUUUAUUUAUUUUGGAGGGAUUGAUCCAAGUUUAAGAAAAGUGGUUUGGAAACAUAUAUUAAAUGUGUACCCUGAUGGAAUGACCGGAAAAGAACGAAUGGAUUACAUUCGCAAAAAAGCCUUGGAAUAUGUACAAUUAAAAGAAACUUGGAAAGCUGCUAUUGCUGCAGGCCCAGUUGUUGGAGAAUUAGCUUAUACAACGGGAAUGGUUAAAAAAGAUGUUUUGAGGACUGAUAGACAUCAUCCAUUUUAUGCAGGAAGUGAUGAUAAUCAAAAUAUAGCGUCUUUAUUUAAUAUUCUAACUACAUACGCAUUAAAUCAUCCAAAAGUAAGUUACUGCCAAGGAAUGAGUGAUUUAGCUUCUCCAUUAUUAGUCACAAUGGGUGAUGAAGCUCAUGCUUACAUUUGCUUUUGUGCACUUAUGUCAAGAUUAAGCACCAAUUUUAUGAUAGAUGGUAUUGCAAUGACACAAAAAUUCACUCAUUUAGCUGAGGGGCUUUUAUACUACGACUCUGAGUUCUAUAAUUAUUUAAAAAUUCAUCAAGCUGAUGAUUUACUAUUUUGCUAUCGUUGGUUAUUACUUGAAAUGAAGCGCGAAUUUGCUUUUGAUGAUUCGUUGAGGAUGUUGGAGGUGUUGUGGAGUUCUCUUCCGCCAGAUCCCCCAGAAAAAGAAUUAAAAUUGUUCGAUUCUAAAUUUCAUUUACCCUCGGUCACUCCGCCUAUUAGUCCAAUGGUAAAAACACCAAGAGAAAAUGCGUACACAAAAGUUUGCGCUUUAAGGCGACAAAGUUCAUCAAUCUCUUUAGCUAGUUAUUCAAGUAAAAAAAGCACUGCCGUAAAACGGCAAAAUCAUAGUUUGGAUGAAACUAUUGGGAGGAUUAAAAAUAUUUAUGACACUAAACCAAAGCAUCAAAGCUUAGAUGAUGCUAGUUUAUUAAAACGUUCGCCACCAAAAUCACUUAAAAACAUUGAUAGUUGCGAUAAUAAUAGUUUAUCAGGAAAAUUGGAAUUAAGACCUCGGUCUGUUUCUCCUCUGGAGCAAAAAUCAGAUUCAAUAAUUUUAAAUAAUAACAAAUUAAACUCGCAAAUAAUGUUGGAAAAAACGAGAAGUAAUAGCUUAUCAUCAAGCAUGACUAAUUUAAUAAAAACAACAAAAAGAAAUGGACAUUUUAAAGAAUUAAAAGAAAAAAUCACUAAUAACAAAAUAAAUAUUUUUUCUUCAUUAGAUGGUUUAGAUACUGUUAAAGAUGAUAAAGGUGAUAAUAAACCAAAAGGAAAAAUGGUUAAAAACUUUAACGAAUUUUUAAAUUUCGCAGCAGUUAAUAAAAACAAAAUAUCAGAUAAAUUAACAAAAAUAAACACAUAUUCCGAAUUAGAUAAACCAAAAAUUAUGUUAACAAAAUCAAGUUUUGAAGAAUCCGAAUCUUCAAGUUACGAAAAAACCUCAACAAAUUUCGAAAAACCCUCAUCAACAUCAAACGACGACACAUUCGAUGAAUGCAGCCCCGAUGAUUCACAAGAAUAUUUUCCAAUGACAACUUCAGUUACGAGAGAAUUACGGAUUGAAUUAGAAAAUUUAGAUCGUCAGGUAUUCGGAAACGGUUAUAACGAGCGUUUGUUAGAAUCUGAAUCCCCAUCGAGCGAUUGUAACGAAACGAAAUCGAUUGAAAUUAACAUUAAAAAAAGUUCCGACCAAAUUGAUUCAAAUCCAAAUAUUUUAAAAGAUAAUACUAAAAAAAGUCGGGAUGAUAUUUUUAUAUGGCAAAAUCCACUUCAUGAGUCAAGUCCGAAUACGGUGAAACAAAUUAAUCCUUCUAUUCAUACUCCAGAUGAACAAUCUGAAUUAGAAUUUGAUUCGGAGUUGGGACAAAUGGUUGAUGAAGUUUCAUCGAAUAAAACGAUAACACCAAUUAAAAUAUUAAAUCAUUCAAUUAAUAUUAAUAAAAAAAUUCAUAAUGAGAAGAAUAAAAAAAUUGAAACUGAAAUGAAAUCAUCAGAAAACACCAAUUUAAAUGAAGAUUUAAGUGAUUUCUUAAAAACUGAUCUUCCAAAUCUAACAAGUUCUUGCGAAGAAGUUACUGAAGUACCAAGAAGUACGUUUUUACCACCACCCACUGAAUUUGGUGGUGGUAAUCCGUUUUUAAUGUUUUUAUGUAUUACUGUUUUAUUGCAACAUCGUGAUCAUAUAAUUGGAAAAGCCAUGGAUUACAAUGAAAUGGCUAUGCAUUUUGAUAAAAUGGUUCGUAAACAUAACGUUGUAAAAGUUUUAAAUCAAGCUAGACAAAUGUAUGCUAAAUAUAUGAUGGCUCAACAAAAAGUUACUAUUCGAAAUGAAGAUUGCUAAUUUUUAAUGUUUCUUUUUUGCUUUAUUUUCUGUGAUACUUCCAUUAUUUUUUAUGAUUUUGUGGAAAAUUGGGGCUACAUUUUUUUUUCUUGGUAGAUAUAAUUACGUAGGGCCUAAGUACGUAAAUUAUACUUACAUUAUUGUAAUACAUGUAAAUAUAAAUGAGGAAAAAAAUGAGUUGGGUUGGUUCUAUAUUAAAUAAUUAAUUAGGCUAAAAAAUCUUUUAAAAUAAUUGUUUUUGCUUAUUUUAAACGAUUUUUAUAUAACUGUAUUUAUUUAUUUUUAGAUUAGGUUAAUUUUUGUUGUUGUUGUACAUGAUGAGUCAUGAAGAAAUAGGAAAUUUUUAAUUGUACUGAAUUAUUUUAGUGGUUUGAGACUACAAUUGAUUUAUUGUUAGGGGCGAAACCUGAUUUUAGGAUAAAUUAGGUAAUGAUAAAACAAUAUGUUCAUGCUGGGGUGAAAUAUACAAUUUAUUUAAAUCGUCACAACCGUUAACUCCAAGAUUUUGCAACUCGCUAAGAAUAAAUUAAAAUCUUCAACCCUACUCAAUAAAUUGAAGCGAUAUAUUAACGUUAUAUAGCAUGGUAUUUACAUACAUGAUGGAUCCAUUAUGGGAAGGUAUGUAACUCUGUAGAUGUUUGUAUUUGUCUUACAAACUUGUAAUUAAAAAGUUGCUAGCACAUGAAACGGCUACAAAAAUAGUCUAAGAAGAUCGUCCAAAGCUCUGAAAUGAUAGCAACAUCCCAAGUUGAUUUUUCGAGAACGCAAGUAGAUUGAUAGAUCUUCAGUGAGGAAAUAAUUUCGUAGAGUAUUAUUUAUGGGUACCUCCAUACGCUUCGUUUUUCAUCACUCAACAUUAAGGCUGCAGUGGAAGGCGUUUGUGAGUCACUUUCCUGAACUGUCCAGGCCCUGAUUAUUAUACAUGAUUUACUACCUAUUCAACAACUUCCAAGAGAAACUCCAGAAUGUUCCACAAUGUUGUUUUUGCGUUAAGUAACUUCAAACACCCUCGAGCAGUGAAUAUCCAAACAUGGUGGUGCUUAUGUUUUAGUCACCAGAAAACCAAGUCAGCGGCGGCCAGUACUUAAAUUUUAUCUUUCUCCUAAAUGAUCCCUAGUUCAAGUAUUUUCAUCUAUAUUAGAUGAUAUUGCUCAUUUUAUGCCUGGAAAAGAAAAUCAAGUGCAUAACACUCUAAUUUAUUCUCACUUCACCGAGAUCGCUUGCGGACGAGGCGCUAGAGCCGAUGGUUUAGUUUAUAUGAGCUUUAUAUCAAUAUAAUUGCAUAUCCAGGCAAUCAAUCCGCAAAACCAUCGUUGCUUUUGACUGACAAGAAUUAGAUAAGGAAAACCAUUUGAUAAAAAGUUGUAAAGCGUGGGCCACUAGGCUGCUUGCCAGUCGCGAGUUGCUGUCAGCCAUCAAUCAGCUUGGUGUGAGCAUAAAGUUCGACACUCUCGCCGCCACCCGUCUAUUUGUCAGCGGCUAGUGAAAUUGGACAUGUUCUAUUUUGGUAGCCAGGUAGCGGAGGCUAGCAGGUCACGUGACUCACUCACACCCACUGCCAUCAGCGGCAAGUAAACCAGCAUGUGCCACGUGGUCCUUUGUUUAUGUUUGGUUGUUUACUGCUUAAUUAAUUGUUUACGUGGACCCACAGACGAGGUGGACCCGCUUCAACUUGAAGACACAAGCUAGUGUGACUUGUGACACUUCCCGACUAGAAUUGCGUUCAUCAAAAUUUUUAAUUUGACCUGAAAUUUUCAAUGUUAGCAUUGAAGCAUUAGACUUUUAUCAUGCGUUUUUAUACGCCUCCAUUUCCGGCCUCUCUUGAGGACCACACUUCUUCUAUUUUCAUCUUACUCUUACUGUGUGGACCUUUUUUGGAGUUUUCUUUCAACCUCUUCAACAACUUGGAUUUUCUUUCUUCUAGCAUAUAGCACAAUGCCCUUUUCUCUAUAGCUUCCAACAUCUCUGCGUUCCGGAUGUAAUAUCAAGUAUUCAUUGCUGAACGCAGAAUUCUAUUUCCAAUUUCUUCACAUUUUUGUGAUUCUUCAAAAUUUCCACUCCAUAUGUGAACUGCGACGAUAUUAUAGCUUCUGUUAUUUUAACCUCUGUUGUUGUUGGAGUGACUGUGCUCUUAUCACGAAGCAUAGCUUAUUUGUCGUUCUUCUCGCAAUGCCUAGCCUCUUAGCUGCUUGCUUUUCGGCGUUAAGAUCCCUAGGUAUGUGAUUUCUUUCUUCAUCUCUAUCUUCUUUGGGAUGUCUAGAGAGCUUUUCUUGCUAAAGCCUAGUAUUCUCCGUAUUCAAUCCAAUCCUCCAUUGAUUGCAGUACCAUAAUUUGAACAUCUAAAGAAUGUCCCAAAAAAAUCAAAUAGUUUCGUACAAGAAACAAUUUAAACAUGAAAUCGUCAAAAUCUAUUAAGCAGGGUUGAGUUAUAAUUUGAAAUAUUAUUAACACAAUUAUUGAAGGAUUUGUGACUCAUCUUGUAGAACAACAAAUCAAAAAUGCUACUAGGGGUGGAUGAUAACAGAUUUAAAUCUAUGUUUCACCCUCUAUUUUCUUACUUAUACAUUUUGCCUUCCAUAACUAUCUUCCUUUAAAUGAAUAAAUUAAAAUUAAUUUUUAAUUAAAAUAUUGGUUGUGGAAAUUGUGAGAGAAAAGUUUGAAAUGCAAUUAUAUCAAAAAAAAUCAUUCCAUGUACUUAAAAUUUAAAUUAUUUCAUCACUAAAUUAUUUUAGGUAAUUACAAGUUAAUAAAAUAAGAUGUUUAAAACGGAAAUUGAUAAAACAGCAAUAUUAGUGAUAACUAAAUUAAAUAUUUAAGUUAUUAUGUAUAAAAUAAAAAUUGUUUAUUAUAUAAACAAUCAUUCUUAUUACUUACUUAUUAAUUGGUUUUAUCACAUUAUUCAAUGUCUUCUUAGUUAACAAAUAAAAUAAAAAAAAAAUAUUUAAAUACGUAUA